CUUGGUUAAUUUUUUCGUACCAGUUUAUAUUUUGUGUAAAGUGUUUGAUAUAUGGCUUUGAAACUUUUAUUACGUGUUCAGUAUAAUAGUCUCUAUCAAUAGGCAAGAGUACAUAACUCUGUCAUCUUUUUUUUUUGGCUGAAGUAUGGCCCUUUUUGAACUUGGGAAAAGGGUCAGAUUUCGUAUAUGUCCAUGUUUUGUCAAGACUAUUUGACAUAUUUCAAACUUUGCCCAGUUGUUUAUCAUCAUGGUAUUCAUCUGUAGGCAUGAAUACAAAUAUUUUGGCUGAAUUAUGGCCCUUUUUGGACUUUGAAAUUUUGUUCAGUUUUUCUUACAAGUCAGUGUUUUGUCAAAACCAUUUGAGCUAUGGCUUUGAAACUUUUAACACUAGUUUAUCAAUAUGAUUUCCAUCUGUAGGCAAGAGUACAUAACUAUGUCAACUGUUUUGACUGAAUUAUGGCCCUUUUCGGACUUGGAAAUUAGUUAAAUUUUUCAUGCAAUUUUAUAUUUUGCCUAACAUAUAACAUAUUUGCCAUCAUGGUCACACAUUGCCAUUUAGUGCAAGACUAAUCGAAAUCUACAAAUCCAGGAACAUUUUUUUGUUUAAUCAAUUUUUUUCUUUUGUCUGAAAAUCUAAGAAUAUAUUUUGACCCUGUUCUUCAAUCAAUUCUUCGAAUAGUCGAGCGCGCUCUCAUCCGACAGCUCUUGUUUUGUUCUGGUAUUCUUGAGAUGUAUUAUACAUUUUUUCACAAUUUUUUUUGUUAUGACGUUACGUCAAUAUAUAUAUAUAAUCUAAAACUAGACCGCCCGUGUGAUUAUCACGGCUGUACCCAAGAUUCUCACGUUGCCGCAUAAUCACCACUCUCGUGGUAAUAUGAUAAUCCAUUCUCGUAUACCAGAGGUCUACCAUGGUUCCCUAGUUGAUUUUGACGAACCUCUUAUGGAUGGGAAUGGUGAUAUUCACGCGGCACCGUCAUGUUUAUUGUUGGAUAAUCACAAAUGAAAUACACUUACAUGUUUCACCCGGAACAUUAAGAAUCUAGGGAUGGGAAUGAUUCCUGCAUUUACAGGCGUAAAAUAUUUGAUUUUUUCAGAAACCAGGGGCGGUAAUAAUUGGUGCUUUUGAUCAAGUAAUAUGCGGUUCAGCAUGCGGGCGUUAUAAACCCGUUUUAGAGUGACGAUCUGUAGUUACCCAUGUCACAGAAACUGCCAAAAGACAAAAGUUAAAAAGCAGGCAUAAUCUCUUUAAAGCCUUUACUGAAACAGGGGUUUUAUGUCUACUGAACAGUAAACUGUAUUUAUUUUACUACAGAGCAUAAAUUCAUUAUGUCAUAUGUUCUAUAUUCCAGGAAAAUCUGACGUCUUGCAAAGACAUAAACAGCAUCUCAAAAAUGAUCUUUCUAGAAAUUGGGUUAGGGGUGGGCUAGGUGUAAAGUACUUUAAAGUAGGCCUGGAGAGUCUUUUGGAUCCAUUAGUGGUUGAACAACAUAAGAAAAUUUUAAAGAAAGCUCAAGAUGAAAGUAAAUUCAAACAAUGUCAAGAAUGCAAAAAUAAAACCUUUAUUCCACAUGAAAAGAGUCAAUGUAAACGAUCGGAGAGAGAGAAAAAAAAAUGUCCCUGCGCCAAUCCUAAUGGAAGACUAUGUCCCAGUGGUAGAUUUUGCGGGAUCAUAUACGAUCAAAUAGCCAGUGACCAUCAGUGUAGUGAACCUAACCUGAAGAAUACACGAAUCAAAAAUUGGAGCACCUGUCCCUGGAGCAUUGCGACUACAUACAUCAAUACUGAAGGAUACGUAGACAAGUCAUCAGCUAAAGAGAUAGACAUCGGCGGCUUAUUGGGCAUAUUGAAAAACAAUAAAAACUGUAAUAAAUAUGUAGUCAUUGAGGAGAUAAAAAGGGCCAGAAAAGCACGCAAUGAACUAUUUCACCACGUAAAUUUUGAGCUGAAAAAAGAUGAGUUGAAUAAGUGUAUAGAUGCUUUCAAGGAAGUGUUGAAGAACAAAGGGAUUUCGAAUGAUAAUGUAGAAGAGGCCCUUCAGCUUUUGGAAAAGGUACAGGAAAAUCAGAUAGAUAUAAAUAUAUCUGAAGAUACUGAACAGCGUGAACAGAAUUUCCGACAGCAUGCAAUGACCGAAGAAGUGGAUAUCCGCCAAAAAAUGUUGAACACAGAGAUGGAAAAAUCGAAACAGAAAAGUAAGGAGGUUGAAUUAUUGUGUGAUAUAAGGAAAGGUAGAAAUACUAUAGGAGAAAAGGAAGAAUUUAGAAGUAGCAGUGAUGAUCGUACGUGCACCAAGCAUCAAGGCAUGAAAAAUGAGUGGUAUUGCCAAGAGGAAAACAUAUUUUGCUGCAAACGAUGUAAGGAGGAGGAGCAUAAGUCAUGCAUUGAACCAUUCGAAGGAGCCAUAAAGGCCAAAAGAAAAACGCUCGAGAUGGAUGCUUGUCCUUCAAAUCUUCCUGGUCCAGAUCUGAGUAAUACAGGAAACAGCUUGCAUGACGUAUGAUAUAUAGGUAACGAACGAGUUGCAGUCAGUAUGUGUAACUCCCGUAUUCUGUUUGUAAAUGCAUCGGGUGACAUGGAGCUUGAUCACGAAGAAAAAUUUGACCAUGAAUGUUUUGGUCUUGCUUGCUAUGGUGGACUACUCUAUGUCACCGAUGGUAGCAGUACAGCGGGGGGAAAUAAACGCGAACUCUACAAACGCAGAAAACAAAAUUUCUUGUUCCAAUGUAUUGCACGUAUUGCCGUCAGCGACGAUGGGGAAAAGAUUUACAUCGCAGCUACUGAGGGAGGACUUGUAACAAUAAACAACAAGAAACAAAAUUUAUUAACUCUUAAAAGGAACAUUUUACCAUGUGCUGAAAGUGUCUGUGUUUUUGGUGAUGGUACCGUGCUUGUAGAUAGUAAAUCAACUUCACACAGUGUGCUGCAGGUUGGCAUUGGGGGAGACCGGAUACGUGGAAAAGUUAUUACUAGAGUAGCGGAUAACUCCCAGUCGUUGUGCUUUAAUAGGCAUGACUCUGGACUGAUAAUUGGGCUUCGUAAUAGUGACAGUGUCAUAGUUUAUAACUGACAAGUACAGAACAGAACAAAUCAUGAUGUUUAUAACAAUAAAGUAGAUAUACAAUGUGGAAAAAGAGACUCGUUUAUCCAAGCUAUGGAUAUAGAUAAAUUAGUAAACGUUAAGCUUUUUCAUUUUGAAUGAAUGUGCAUUUAUCUAACCUUGAGUAAAAUGACUUAAAGAUUUUUAGAUUUGAAUACAGAUAAGUCCAGAUACAUUAACUUCUAGUCAACAUUCUAUCUGUGUUUUAUCAGCGCGUUUGUUUUUAAUCUAGUUUCAAGAUUUACAAAGGCUACUCCCAUUCCUUUAUUCUAUCAUUACAAAAUCAAAGCUUAAGUAUUCUUCAAAACGUUACCGUUCUUUUGAAGUUCUAUAAAUAUGUAUUAGAGAUGUACACGUUGAUGUAUAGUGGAUUGGCGAAAAAAUAAAUCUUCUCAAAUGUUUUACAGUCUCGGACAUUUAAACAUCAGAUCAAGUUUUCAUGUUUUUACAAUUUUAGCUCACAUAUGAUUGCCCUGAGUCCGCCUGAUCGUGCACCGUCUGUUGCUUUGAUCAACUGGCUUGUUAUCACUGUAGAGGUCACAUUCCUUUUGCCUGUUUUUAUUUUAUCUGUAUUUCAAGUCAGAAUAUUUUUUUGUAUUAAUUCUAGCUCAAAAUCAAAACUGGAUUAUCUGGAAUAAGGUUAGUAGGCAAGGUCAAAUUGUAAAAAAAGGACAUUGUUGAGUAGAAAAUGAGGUCUAUAGAGACUUAACUAGUACUUUCUUCUUUUUUUCAUCUUUAUAUCGAAUUUUAUUGCAGAUGAACCAAUUUAUAAUUUGAGCAAUAGUUUAUACAGACAAACAUUGACACCAAGCUAAAUGUAGUACAUGUCAAAACUGUAGCUCGGGUGCUUGCCAUGUAUUAUAUAAUUUGACCAAGUGAAGAUUUACCUUUAUGACCUACCAACGAAAAUACCAGGUUUCAUGUAAAUGAAUAUUUAGUUUUACCUGUAUAUGUAUGUAUAUUAUAUAUCAACUUGUGCAAGUGUCUCAUGUAACGCUGUACUUACUGGUAAUAUACUUUUAUUUGUAAUAUGUUUGUUUUGCACAUUGCUGAUGCGUAUGUUGCUGAUAUUCGAAAAAUCGGACGGACGGUGUGGAAUUCUGUCUUGCAGCUUGCUUGGUUAAAAUAAAUCUCUUGGUGCUCUGACUUCAGGCACGUUGUUCAGUAUAUUGAUGUAAUUAUACCUUAGAUUGACCUUAUUUACAUGUUUUACUUCAUAUAGUCUGGUAUUUUGUCACUAAUGUAAGGGCAUUUCUCUGUGAGUUACAUUUAUUAGGGCCCUACUGGUUAAAAACAAGGAACUAUAGAAUUGCACAUUUCCAUUCGUCCGUUAUUCGUCCAUCCAUCCGUCCGUCCGUCUGCAAUUUCGUGUCCGGUCUAUAACUCUGACAUUCAUAAAGGGAUUUUAAUAUUACUUGGCACAAAUGUUCCCGUGUCAUACGCAAAACCUGGACCCCUACCUCAAAGGUCACACUUGGAAGUCAAAAGGUCAACAAGGCUAUUUUACUGUCAGGUCUGAAACUUAAUAAUCCGUGAAGGAAUUUUGAUAUUACUUGGCACAAAUAUACCCCAUAAUAAGAUUAUGUGUCAUGUGCAUAAUCAAGUCCCCUAUCUCAAAUGUCAAGGUCAGAGUAAGAGGUCAAAGGUUAAUAGAGAUUUUUUCCUGUCUGGUCUAUAACUUUGUCAUACAUUAAGGGAUUUUAAUAUUAUUUGACAGAACUGUUUCCCAUAAUGAGACAACGUGUCUUGUGCAAAAUACACACCCCUAACUCUAAGAUCAACAUCACAGUCUGCGGUCGAAGGUCAAUAUGGGGUUUUUCCUGUAUGGUCCAUAACUCUGUCAUCCAUUAAGGGAUUUUGAUAUUACUAGACACAAAUGUUCCCAUAAAUGAGACAAUGUGUUGUGCACUAUACCAAGCCCCUAACUUAAAGGUCAUUGUCACAUUUAAAGGUCAAAAGUCAACAUUGAUCUUUUCUGGUCAAAUCAACAUUGAUCUUUUCCGGUCAAGUCUGUAAAAUAAUUUAAUAUAAGCUCAUCACUGUAUCUUACUGGCCCAAUUAGAAAGUUUUGUUUGUGUCAGAAUUACUUCCCUUUAACAUGAUGAUUUUAUUCAAUUUAUCUCAAAAUUUCCCUCCAAUGUCAAACUGAAAUGGAAUAAAAAUUGAAAUAAAAUACUUUUUAUAUUCAUUUGUGUUGUACGAAAUCAACAACUGGAGAUAUUUAUAUAUGCAAAUUUUAAUCCAAACAUUGUUUUUAACAUAUUGUAUACACUGUGCAAUGUUGUUUAUUCAUCAUUGACAUAUUCACCCUGUUAUGUUAAACUUACUUACCUUCGAGUAGGGGACUUUGUAUUGCAUGGCAAUAUGUCAUUCGCUUGUUUACACUGUUUUGUCUAACUUGUUGAAAGUUGGACAAGCGCACAGUUGGCAUGCCCCAAACGCGCUUAACUGCCCCCACGCCCAGUUUCCUUUAUAUAAGUUACAGACCGUCCGAUGGCGGUGCCCCUAUUUUCAACUUGUUUUUGUUUGUUUUGGGGCUACUUUGAUACUAGUACUUUGUCAUCAAGAGCUACUACACUUCCUUAAACCUACACAGAUCUUUGUACCAAAAGAACAAAAAACACAAUAUGCUUCAUACAUUGUAUAAUAUUUAAUGAGCACUUGGGCACGAUUAGCUUACAUUGUUUCUAUGAGUAGACUGACACCAGGGAGAUUAAGCUUAACUACCUAAUGAUUGAACAAAUGGUUAAGGUGUUUAAUCAGAGAAUGAUGUCACUAAUUUGAGUCCAUAUUGGUAUUUGGGUCUGAUCUGAUAUCAUUAAUGGAGCAGACUUUCUUUUUGUUCCUUCCUGCUAAGUAUGGGAAUGAGAUAUGUAACUUUGUAUGAAGAAAUAGUCAUUGGUACAGGUUGAAAUUUUCAAUAGGCAAAUUGAGUUUAAGUGUAAAUGUAGAAAUCUUUGUACAACUGAAUUGGUGCUGAUCAUGGAAUAUAUGAAUUAGCCUGUACACCCCUAUAUCUAGAUGUGGAAGAUUCCUAAGUUUAUGGGAUUAAUCUAUUUUGUAAAUAGGGGGUGCACAGUUUAAAGCUGGUUUUAUUUCUUUCUAAAAAUCAUUUUUCUGUAUUUCUGAUAACAGGCAGAUUUACUCGAAAAUUAUUUCAUAUGUAUUCAUUUGAUGUUUAACAGUGUAAGGUUGCCAGAGGUUGACUUAGUAUAAUCAUUCAAUGUUAGCUUACCUUUCAUGUUUGUAAUGAAGUGUUCUUUCCACAACUAUGGAAUAUUCUAAUUUGGAUUUCAGGGUUGAAAGUUCAGAAACAAGAAUUGUCUAAAAUGGUUCGCUUUCUAGUUCAAUGCAAUAUUUAUUAAGGCGUACAUAUUCCUUGAAGUAUACUUUGUAUUCAUAAGACUUGUCACAGCCAAAAGUUUAGCUGCAUUUGUAUGGCAUGGAAUUAUUUUAAAGUCACUUGAUUGAAAAAUGAAGUCUCCUUAAAGUUUGUUUGGAUUUAUAUUUUCAAAGAAAGGCCUUUGGUAUAAACUAAUUGAAAUGAAGUUAAUGACUUUUAUCCAAACUGUAAGCAAGUGUCAUUAAAGGUAAACUUUAUAAGUCGGGGGUACAGUUUUAAGGUGUAUUCUAAAGGUAAAGAUGGAAGACUUAUGCAUGAGAAUUUAUAGUAAAGUUGUUUUCAUGGAUUAAAAGUUCCUUAGAUGUAUAAUGUACAUUAUUUCUACAAAAGAACUUGUGAUAUUUUUAGAUUAACUGUCUCAUUGUACAUUUGAUGUGUAUUAUUAUCUUGAUUCUUUAUAUUUGGUUGUGACAAUUUUAUAAUCGGCAAAUUUUCCAGCUUCUGCUUUUUAUGCUGUUAAAUUUAAUAAUAUUUAAUGUGAAAAACUUUCCUGUUAUAGCAAAGGCAUACAUAAAAACACCUGGUUUAACUAGUUAAAGCAAUAUAGCACAAAAUAAGUUUUAACUUUUACCUUUAUUAAUUAUGAUAUUAAUAGAAAUGUUCAAAAUCGAGAAUUUUUCUCCUGUGAUCAUGUGGGCCAGAUUUUUUACCUGAAAUCGGGAGUCUAGCUCCCAGGUCUGGUGAGUUCACAGGCCCUUCAAAUGUAUUCUUGCAUCGUCUGUUAUUAAAAAACCACUUUGCAGCCUUGAUUCAAUUGUCACAGCCAAAUUUUAUUGAUGUAGUCAAACCUAUAUAUAAUGACCAUAAUUGUAAUGAUCAGACUAUGUUCUGUUCGAAGGUUGUCUAGAAUAUACACUGCAAAAUCACAAUUGGAACUAGGUGAUCUCUGUUCACAGGUGGAAUGCGUUCACAGGCAGUCUCUGUUCACGAGCAGUAUAUGUUCACAGACAGUCUCUGUUCACAGACAGUCUCUGUUCACAGGCAAUCUCUGUUCACAGGUAGUCUUUGUUCACAGACGUCUCAGUUCACAGGCAGUCUCUUCAAAUGCAGUCUCUGUUCAUAGGUAGUCUUUGUUCACAGACAGUCUCUGUUCACAGGCUGUCUCUGUUCACAAGCAGUCUCUGUUCACAGGCAGUCUUUGUUCACAGACAGUCUCUGUUCACAGGCUGUCUCUGUUCACAAGCAGUCUCUAUUCACAGGCUGUCUCUGUUCACAAGCAGUCUGUGUUCACAGGCAGUCUUUGUUCACAAGCAGUCUCUGUUCACAAGUGGUCUAUCUUCACAGGUGAUCUCUGUUCACAGGAGUGCUUGUUCACAAGCAGUCUGUUUGAAUGUGAUCUCUAUUCACAGGCAGUCUCUGUUCACAGGUGGUGUUUAGGACAGGUUUGACUAUAUUUUUAUUUCUUCUGUAUAUUUUGUAUGCACUUGUAAAGGGUAUGUAAUAACUAAGUUAUUAUAUGAAAGUGAAAAUAUGUGCUUAUGCAUGGUAUGUAAUAACUAGGUUAUUAUAUUAUAACAAAAUCUUUAUUAAUGUUCAGGUAAUUCUUUUAAAUGUUAAAAUCACUGUUUAACAUAGAAUUUGAAACUUUGGAACUCUCUCUAUUUUCGAUAUGUAAGCAUCAUGGCACAUUCAUCUAACUGUUUUUUUUUCUGUGAAUGUGACAUUUCAGAAAAAAUCAAUAUGUAGCUAUAAUUUGAAAUUUUGUAAUACUUAACCAGGUCUUCUUUGGAAAUUUAGUUAAUUAGUUUAAGACCUAGCUGAAAAUUCAAGAUUAAUUUAAAUGCUAAUAUUGUAAUUAUAGGAGAAGUUUUCAUCAGGAAAUUUAAAAUCUGUAUAAAUUAUAUAAUAUUAUAGUAUCACAACAUAAACAUUUGCAUAGGUCAUAGAUCAUAAAAUGAGAAAAAAAUUGAUUUGUCUAAGGAGUAAAAAAACAGCUAGAAAUUAGCGAAAUUUGGUAUUGUAUAAAUAUAUCUGAUCUUGCAGUUCUUCUUUUGUUUAUCCAGAAAAGAAUUUCUAGGAAAUUCAUUGAUAUGUAUAAUAAGAAUUUUACACUGUCUGACUGGUUUCAUAAAUCUUAUUAUAAAAUCUGAAGCCACAAUUUAGGGGAAAACUUUCUCAGUCAGUAUAUAGCAAAUGUUGUCAAUGUUUGGUUGUAAAUUCUUCAUUUCCAAAUCUUGAUUAAUGGCUUAUGUGUGCUUACUGUUAUAUUCUCCACCAGAGGGAGCUUCAAUGUGAGUUCUAGAGCAUGACGAUUUAAGCUCAUUUUAUUUCGUGAGCUUAGAGUCAUAUAUGUGUCUGAGUUAUGUUGAAUUCUAUUUUAAUCAGUUCAUUUUCUAGCUCAAUGGGUGUAAAAUUUUAGUAUGAAGACCAGUCUGAGAAUAAAUCUUUCUGAUUGGUCAAUGUUAGGUCUGUGAAGAGAAACAACCAAUCAGAUGCGAGAGAUUUUAGACUGGUCUCCAAACUUGGUUUUAUAACCAGGAUCACUGAAAUUUGCUAGAUAUUUUGGUUUAAGAGGCAUUAGUUGAUUGACUGUUACAGAUCGUUUAAAGAUAAGUUUGACCUUGACAUUUGACCUCUGAUGAUUUUACUUGGUAAAUACCAAUGAUUUUAUAAUAAAAAUCUUCAUUUUUUCUUUCAGCUUAGUAGAAUUUAUAGCAAAAUUGUUAAAAAUUAAUUUUGUUUUCCCCUUGCUUCUUUGAAGUAAAUGUCAAAUCUGAUAAAAAAAAAACUCAUUGAGAAGCAACAGUUUGUAUUGGGACACAGAAUGUAUUAAUUUUUUUUCUGUAAUAAAACAAAUUUUCCACUUACUUAAGGUAUUGAGUCAUUAAAGGUCAGAAGUCAAGGUCAGUGAUUAGAGAUGUAUAUAUGUUGUUGUAUGUAAUGUUAUACAUGAUAAUUGUUAGUGAUUUUUUUAAGUUGUGAAAUUGCUUACAAGUUGUGCUCUAAUUUAAUAUUUAAUGCUUUUAUUUGUCUGAAGAUACAUGUUAACAUUGGCAUUAAUGUAGAAAUUCUGAUUCUAGCACAACAAUGGAAUGUUGAUUAAAUUUGGGUGUGACUCAAAUACAUGUAUCACUGUAAAUGUUACCAUGGAUUUUCAGCCUCCAGUGAUUGUGAUAUUAUUUAUUUGCCUACUAGUAUGGUUGCCAAGGAUAUUUUAUGCAUCCAAGGAUAUUUUGGAUCAUUUCUGAGUUGUGCAUAUAAAGUUUAUUGUUUGUUUAAAAAUUUUGGUUAAUUGCCCAUAUAUCUAAAAAAUUGAAGGUGCAGAUUUAAAUCAAGUGUUCUUAGGACCAGGAUCUAAAAAGCUACAUAUACUGUACGAUACUCGUCUGUAGGUUAAUCUAACUGAGGUCAAACGUCUGUAUAUGAAUACAACAUCUUUGUAAAGUAGGCCUUGUGAUAUUGUGUGUUAUCAGGCUAAAUAGUUCCAUAGUGAAAAGGGGUGUUGUGAUGUGAAAUAUUGUUUGAAAUCAAGGUUGAAUUUUUGUCAUGGAUAUGAGGUGUUCUUUACAUCACACUUUUCAUAUAUACUUGGAUAAAAACGAAACUGUCUCUUCCUUAUAUAAAAUUGAGUUUUUGAUCACUAACAGCUUGUACUUCAAAUUUGACAAUUCAGUUAUAACUUAACUUAACGCUGAGUAUUUAUAGACUUUAUUAGGCAACUCAAAUAUUUGCCUGAUGGCUUCAUAUCCAGUUUCCUAAGGACUUGGUUUACAAGACAUACCUUUUUGCUUUUAUUUUCUAGAAAGUAUUUAUGUUUUGGGGUCAUAGUCUGGGUAAGCUAUUCCGCUAUCAGCUUAUUUGCCUUUUAAUAAUGUUGGAUAAUAUAUGCUUUUUUUCUGGUAAACAAUCUUAGAAAGUUUUAACCCUUAUCAUGCUGGACACGAUUGAUUCUGCCUUUGCGACCAGUGUAGAUCAUGAUCAGCCUGCACAUCCUUGCAGUCUGAUUAUGAUCUGCACUGUUCGCCAUACAGUCAGUAUUUUUUGGUAAUCACACCUUUUAACAGUUAAUGGUACUGUCCAAAUUGAAAGAUGGACAAGUCCAUUAUAGAAAUUUAGCAGGGUAAGGGUUAAGGUAGAGGACCUAUUAUGACAUUCAUCUGUUCUGGGGCGAUUUUUAUUUUGGCAUUCUACAGCCCAUAAAUGUAGCUCAUAUGAGAAAUGGUUUCCAUAGCAACAGUAAAAUGCUGAAAUCAUAUACAGAGAAAAGGUAAUUGAAUGCAAAUUAGAGAUAGUCAUUUAUACAGGUAUCACUACCUUAAAUAUAUCGUUCCUGUCCAUACACUUUACUAAAGAAUCCUUCAUUUUUUGGUCAGAAUCCUAGUUAGAACUUAAACUAUCAUAUACUAUCAUAUACCAGUUUGUGUUUCACGACAAGUAUUGUCUCUAGUCAUUGGGGUCAGUCUUUAAUCAUACUUAGAAACGAGUUAUUUCUCAGAAACUAGUAAGAAGAUUCAUUGAUCUGGUUGUUCGAAAUUGACCAAUAACAAGCUUGUAUUUUAAGACACAGAAUUCGGAGGUUAUCACUUUUAAGAUUUGAAAUUUGCAGCUAUACUUCUCAGAUUGCUUGAUCCAGUUUCAGCUAUUUGGUCUUUAGUAUGAAAUUGAGUUGAGAAACCAGUCUUAUUUGGUGUUUGGUAAGAGUUGAGAAACCAGUCUGAAGAUUCAUUGAUCUGAUUGGUUGGAAUUGACCAAUAGAAAGCUUGUAUUCUGAGACUGGUUAUAUUAUUUGGGCAUUUCCAAAUUUUGUAUUAUAUAGAAUGCACGAUCUUGUUUGGAAUGGUUAUAAUGAACCAGACUGUAGUAUUUAUAAAAUUAAGGUAGUUGAACUGUAAUGAUAAUUAGCAAUUUUCGUUUGAUAACAUAUUUUCCAAAAUGCAAUUUUGGCAUUUUUCUGCUUUUAUUAGAUGGCAGUGUUCAGAUCAGACGAGCUUCAUAAAAGACCGAACAUUGCCACAAAAAAUGUAGUUGCAAUGCAAAUUGCCAAUUAUCAUAACAGGUUCGCUAUAAUUAUAAUGAAUUAAAUGUAAAGCUGUUGUACCCGCUUCUUUGUAUAAUCCACAAUCUUACUUAAGGCUACAUUUGGAUGUACAUUUUGUAUUCAUGUGGGAAUUGAAAAUGAAUUCCACUUUACUUCAGAAAGUUUUACUAGUAUUGGUGGUGUUAUAUUAUGUACUGGAUGCAUUUAUUUUGUUUUUUGUUAUAAAAUAAUUAUUCUAGUCAUAAGGAUGCUUUGUACAAAAGCUGUAUUUUGUUCUUCAAUAAAGUAUACAUCAUCUUU
Messenger RNA from Mercenaria mercenaria, 11778 nucleotides. RefSeq lists its product as uncharacterized. The record is from RefSeq and is a predicted model, not a curated record. Gene Ontology annotation, molecular function: zinc ion binding. NCBI's taxonomy places the organism in Eukaryota, Metazoa, Mollusca, Bivalvia, Venerida, Veneridae. The transcript has 7 exons. Bases 1334 to 2500 code for a protein of 388 amino acids.